Pieris macdunnoughi is the source of this 1335-nucleotide messenger RNA. The record is from the annotation of a GenBank genome assembly. Lineage: Eukaryota; Metazoa; Arthropoda; Insecta; Lepidoptera; Pieridae.
AUGAAUUCAAAUGUUUGUAUUAAUUGCAACAAUAAAAAAACAAUCAACCGAACUGAUAAUAGACUAGUGACAGAGAGUUGUGGUCAUGUAAAAUGUAUGGAUUGUCUCCUGCAAGAAAAAUCUGGUUGUGUAGCCUGUAGUGAGUCUAAGAUUAGUCAAGUAAAUGGCUCCAAAUUAGAAGCAACUGAACUAAUAGAUGCAUCUAUUGGUAAUCCAGAAGAGAAAAAAGCUGAAUGUAAUGAUUUAAAUAGGAUAACACCAGAAACUUCUCAUAUCAAACUUGAAACAGAUAUGUCUGGUAUAAAAUACUAUGUGUGUACCAUUUGCAAUAAAAAGUUACAGACUCGUAAACACACCAUUUACCAUGCAUACUGCAAUGGACAAAAGAAACCAUAUCAAUGUAUGGAAUGUAAUCAGGGUUUUGUGUCUCAAUCUCAUUACAAAUAUCACAUGAGGGUUCAUCGGAACGAAAAGAUAUACCCGUGCGACGUGUGCAGUUCGAGCUUCGUGCAGAUGUCUAAAUUGAAACGCCAUAAGCUGAAACAUUCGAACGAGAGAACGUUUUCGUGUCCUCAAUGCGGUAAAUCUUUCAACAACGCGACUGCUCUGCGCAAACACAGCCUGACCCACUCGGAGGAGAAGCCCUUCGCAUGCGAGACCUGCGGCAAGAAGUUCCGAGACAAGUCCAACUACCGGAAGCACUCGUUGCGGCACCGCGACGCGAGCGCGGCGCAGGACGGGCCCCGCGGCGCCGGCCGGAGCCACCAGUGCCCGCGCUGCCCUCGCGCCUUCCACUCGCGCAAGGACAUGCGUCGCCAUCUCGCGGUGCACACAGAUUCAAAGCCGUUCCGUUGCAAGCUUUGCGAGCGUCAGUUCCGGCGCAAGGACAACCUGGAGAGGCACAUCCGCAACACGCAUCCCGAAGUGUACGCGCCUUCGAGCGCCGUCCUCUGCGAGCGCCGAGCGCCCGAUGCGUCGGUGGAGCCCGUGGCGUCAGAGGAGCCCGAGGCGUCCGAGGAGCCCGCCGCCGACGCGCGGUCCAUCCUCGAGGCAAAUAACGCGCGACGGAGCGUGAUCGUGGAGAAGCGGAGGACGGCGGCCGAGGCGCCGAAGCCCGUUCAAGAGGACGAGUACGUGCACAAGAUCCGGAAGGCCGUGGUGCCCUUGCCGCCCAUCGACCAGGAGAAAUUCCAAAGCGUGAGACGAGGCAUCCCGCCCGCCGACCCGGCGCCGCCGAUCAGGAACGUCGAGAUCUACCAGAAGAUCCUCUACGGCCGCGCCCUGCACAGCCCCAAGGCGCUCUGGCGGAGGAAGAUGGAGGAGAACACCGUCUAA